Molecule: messenger RNA, 2109 nt
Organism: Centruroides sculpturatus (bark scorpion)
Lineage: Eukaryota; Metazoa; Arthropoda; Arachnida; Scorpiones; Buthidae
Product: patched domain-containing protein 3-like
Exons: 3
Cellular component (GO): membrane
Source: RefSeq, a predicted model, not a curated record
AUGCUCGAAAAAAACGUGCUGCUAGAAAUAAGUUCGGUGGAUCAACUAAUUAAAAAUAUAACAAUUAAUCAUGAAGGUAUACAAAUUGGAUAUUCAGAUAUUUGUGCACGUGUACGCCAAAGAUGUUUUGAAAAUCCGAUUAUCGAAAUAUUGCCCGAAAUUGAUAAUAUCGUGCAGCGAAAAAAGAAAUUGAAGUAUCCGGUCGACAUAGAUCCGUUGACAUACUCUUAUCAAAUUUACGCUCUUAACUUUGGGGGUGUGAACGAAGAUGAGAACGAUUUCAUUCAGACAGUAAAUGCUACGAGAUUAGUUUAUUUCACUGACAACAGCAACAAGAAUAAACACAAUAUGAUUAAAAGAUGGCGAACAGAAGUAUAUAAUCGAAUAAGUAAUCAUCAAUUUAAACAUCUUAUUUGUUUCAUUGAUAACUACUGGUCAAUAGAACAGCAAAAUGUGCACUUAGUGGAAAAUAUUAAACCUAUGAUUGGUGCUUUAAUUGCAUUUAUAUCUGUUUUCACUGCUGUUAUGUGCAUGAGCAACAAUUGGGCAAAAAGCAAGCCUUUUCUGGGUAUGGCAAGUAUGGUAUCGGCUGGUCUGGCCGUGGUCUCUUCUUUCGGAUUCAUGUCUGUUGUCGGUGUACCGAAUAGUAUUUGGAACAUCACCAUACCGUUUUUAGUUCUCGUGACAGAGAUCGACGAUGCCUUCGUAUUAUUGGCGUGUUGGAGAAUAUCAAACCCCAAGCAAAAAGUACACAAACGCAUGGAAGAAACAUUUGGUGAAGCAGGAAUUUCUAUAACGUUAACAUCGUUGACUAAUUUGUUUUCCUAUUGCAUUGGAAUGAUGUCAUCUUUUCCUCUUAUAAGAAUGUUUUGUUAUUAUUCCGCAACCAGCAUAGUGUUUACGUUUUUGUAUCAGAUAACGUUUUUUGCAGGGUGCAUGGCAUUGUCAGGACGGAGUGAAGAGAAACAACGACAAAAAGCAUUUCGUUAUAAUUUAGAAGAUAUCGAAUAUUCUACUACAGAAGAAGAAACGUCUACUGAUGAGCCAACAAUGGCGUUCUUUCGGGACAAGUUGGGGAAAAUUCUAUGUAUUAGUACAAUGAAGAUAAUAGUUAUCAUAGUUUACUUUCUGAAUUUAUUAUUUGGAAUAUGGGGAGCCUUAACUAUAACACACGGUGUUGAUUACACUAAGCUAUAUCCACAAAAAUCGGUAAUAACACAAGGUAUAAAAUUAUAUUAUAAUAGUUUCGGCCGUUAUACGUUUCCGUACCAAAUAGUCAUUAAUAGUACACUUGAUUAUUCAGAUUUAAAUGUACAGAGGACCAUAGAUGAAUUAGUUAAAAAAUUCGAAAGUCUCCCACACAUUGCAGAUUCUCGAUUUACGGUUUCUUGGUUAAAAUAUUACAAAAAAUUCCAAAAUCAUUCGCUAGCAAAAUAUUCAUUACGAGGAUAUAAUAUGUCGGUUAAAGAGGAUUUCUUGGAUGGGCUUCGCAAUGUUUUUCUGAAAUUUAAAUCAGCAGAACAAUUCACCAAUGAUAUCGCAUUCAAUUCUGACGGAUCCGAUAUUUUAAGUAGCAGAUUUCACAUUUUUGUAAAUGAUACGUUAGGUGCAGAAGAUGAAAUAGAAAUGUUAAAAAAUCUGUGGAAAAUUGCUGACGACUUUGAUUUUCCUGUUCUCGUUUACGCAGCAUUAACUCCUCUGUACGAACAAGGAAUUAUAAUUGGACGCACAAUUAGAGAUUUACUUUGGAUCACUUCACUAUUGGUUAUGAUUUUGUUUAUAGUUACCCUACCGAACAUUGUCGUUGCUUUUCUCGUUGCAAUAUCGGUAACAUCUACCAUUGUAGAAACUUUAGGAUACAUGUCUCUUUGGGGUAUAAACAUGGAUAUUUUUUCAAUGAUGAGCCUGAUUUUAUGUGUCGGGUUCUGCGUCAAUUAUCCGGCUCACAUGUCUUACGCUUAUAUUUGUUCUUUGUAUCAAACCCCCAAUGAAAGGAUGAAAGACAGUCUGUAUCGUAUCGGCUAUCCAAUAUUUCAGGGAUCUCUGUCAACCAUUUUAGGAAUUUUAUUUGUAUACAGAGAUAUGUACGCUUUUAUUAUAUUUGUGAAA